UUCGGAGGUAAGAGUGAACAGUGACGAGAGAUGAUUCUCGCCUCUUGGCGACAAGACUCACACUAUAGCAUAGGAACAAAUCACCAGUAAAGUGCGAAGUAGAGAAGAAUUAAUUCCAGGGUGCCGAAAGACCGCAAAAGUAAAUUUCGGGAAGGAGACAUUUAUUUUAUUAGUUCUUUAGAAGUUGAGCUGCGGCCAGACACCUCUCGAUUUCCGGUUUUGCUUCCUCGCAGUAGAGGACCGGAUGUCUGCGCUUGCGCAUGACCGUUUCCGCGUUAGGCCCGCCUCUAGGCUUACUCCUGCGGGGCGAGAGUUAUGAGUAACGUGGCGUCGCUGGAGAUGUUUCCCAACAAACUGAGCCACAAGAAAUACAGAGCCGCCCUAAAGAAGGAAAAACGAAAGAAACGUCGCCGGGAACUCGCUCGACUGAGAGACUCAGGACUUUCACAAAAGGAAGAGGAGGAUGCUGCUAUUAUUGAAAAACAGUUAAAAGAAGAGAAGCUGUUGCAGAUAGAGAGGCAAAACUUACAUGAGGAGUGGUUGUUGAGGGAGCAGAAAGCGCAAGAGGAUUUCAGAAUAAAGAAGCAAAAGGAAGAGGCAGCUAGAAAACAGCAGGAAGAACAAGAGAGAAAGUUGAGGGAAGAAUGGGAAGAACAUCAGAGAAGAGAGAGAGAAGAGGAGGAGCAGAAACUACAGGAGAAAAGAGAAAAAGAGGAAUCUGUGCAGAAGAUGCUGGAACAGGCUGAAAAUGAGUUGGAAAGUGGUGCCACAUGGCAAAAUCCAGAACCACCCACAGACUUAAGAAUAGUGGAGAAAGAUCGAGCUAAUUGUCCAUUCUACAGUAAAACGGGAGCCUGCAGAUUUGGAGAUAGGUGUUCACGUAAACACAAUUUCCCGGCAUCGAGUCCCACCCUUCUUAUUAAAAGCAUGUUUACGACAUUUGGAAUGGAGCAGUGCAGAAGGGACGACUAUGACCCCGACGCAAGUCUGGAGUACAGCGAAGAGGAGACCUACCAGCAGUUCCUGGACUUCUAUGACGACGUGCUCCCCGAGUUCAAGAACGUGGGGAAAGUGGUCCAGUUCAAGGUCAGCUGCAACUUGGAACCUCAUCUGAGGGGCAAUGUGUAUGUUCAAUAUCAAUCGGAAGAAGAAUGUCAAGCAGCCCUUUCUCUGUUUAAUGGACGAUGGUAUGCUGGACGACAGCUUCAGUGUGAAUUCUGCCCAGUGACCCGAUGGAAAAUGGCAAUUUGUGGUUUAUUUGAAAUACAGCAGUGUCCAAGAGGGAAACACUGCAACUUUCUUCACGUGUUCAGAAAUCCCAACAAUGAAUUUUGGGAAGCGAAUCGAGACGUGUACCUGUCUCCGGAUCGGACUGGCUCCUGCUUCAGUAAGAACUCAGAGAGGAGGGAGCGGCUGGGCCGCCACGACGACUACUACAGUAGGCCGCGGAGGAGGAGGAGCCCCGGGCCGGCCCACUCCUACAACAGGAACGGGGAGGCCGAGAGGAAGAGGAGGAGGAGCCAUGGGGCCAAGAAAUCUCACAAGCACACGUCCAAAAGCCGGGAGAGGCACAGUUCCCGAAGCAGAGGAAGGAAAAGGGGCCGCAGCCGUGGCCGGGGCAGCCGGAGCCGCAGCCGGAGUUCCUCCAGGUCCAGGAGCUACGGCAGGAGGAGGUCGGGGAGCCAAGACUGAACUCUGCAGAGUCCCAAAUCCAAAUAAACUUACCAUGUGCUUCAGUAAUUGUACUCCCUUUAUUAUGGCAGCUGCGUAGUUGGAUAGAGGGCUCUCAGCUCACAUGGGUUAGCAAGUCUGGCAAAAGCCUACUUAGAUGAAACCUAUUCAUGAAGACAUAUAAACAUCAUGAAUGUUACUUAUAAUCCUAACCCUUAGAGGUUAACACUGGAGCAUUGCUUUACCUUUGCU
Messenger RNA from Eubalaena glacialis (North Atlantic right whale), 1923 nucleotides. Its product is annotated as U2 small nuclear ribonucleoprotein auxiliary factor 35 kDa subunit-related protein 2-like. Gene Ontology annotation, biological process: mRNA splicing, via spliceosome. NCBI's taxonomy places the organism in Eukaryota, Metazoa, Chordata, Mammalia, Artiodactyla, Balaenidae. The record is from RefSeq and is a predicted model, not a curated record. Gene Ontology annotation, molecular function: metal ion binding; pre-mRNA 3'-splice site binding. Gene Ontology annotation, cellular component: spliceosomal complex; U2AF complex. The transcript is spliced from 11 exons. The coding region runs from base 316 to 1692 and encodes 458 amino acids.